CCUCGGCCCGCCACGACCCGGAGCCGCAGCGGGGGGAGAACCUUUGCACCGACCGACGCGGAGCCGACGCCAACGACACCAAACAUGUCCGACUUCGAGGAGUUUGAGAAGCAGCUGAGCGAGAAUCGCCAAGAGCGAGAAAGAGAGAGGCACAAAAAGCGAAGUCGCAGCGGAUCAGCCGGUCGAGGCGACAAGCAUCGCAGCUGGAGCAAAGACCGGAGCAGCCGGAGCCGGGACCGGAGGAGCCGGGACCGCCGGAGCUCCUCCCGGGAACACAAGAAGCACAGUCAGUCUCCGAGACGAGCGAGGAAGAAACGUCCCUGCAGGUACUGGGAUGUCCCUCCGCCGGGAUUCGAGCACAUCACGCCCCUGCAGUACAAAGCUAUGCAAGCCGCCGGCCAGAUACCAACGAUAGCUCUGCUGGCGACGUCCACCAUGAGCGGCGUGGCGGCGGCGCCGACCCCGGUGCCGGUGGUGGGCAGCCAGAUGACGCGGCAGGCACGGCGUCUCUACGUGGGAAACAUCCCCUUCGGGGUGACCGAGGAGUCCAUGGCCGAGUUCUUCAACGCUCAGAUGCGUCUGGCCGGCCUCUCCCAGGCGCCGAGCAACCCCGUCCUCGCCGUGCAGAUCAACCAGGACAAGAACUUCGCCUUCCUGGAGUUCCGGUCGGUGGACGAGACGACGCAGGCCAUGGCCUUCGACGGCAUCAUCUUCCAGGGUCAGUCCCUGAAGAUCCGCCGGCCCCACGACUACCGGCCGCUGCCGGGCAUCUCGGAGCAGCCGGCCUUCCACGUGCCGGGCGUCGUGUCCACCGUCGUCCCCGACUCCCCCCACAAGCUCUUCAUCGGGGGUCUGCCCAACUACCUGAACGACGACCAGGUAAAGGAGCUGCUGACGUCGUUCGGGCCGCUCAAGGCCUUCAACCUGGUCAAGGACAGCGCCACGUCGCUGUCCAAGGGCUACGCCUUCUGUGAAUACGUGGACGUCAGCGCCACCGAUCAGGCCGUCGCAGGACUCAACGGGAUGCAGCUGGGAGACAAGAAGCUGAUCGUGCAGCGGGCGAGUGUGGGAGCUAAGAACGCUAAUCCUACCUCCGGCUCCGAGGCCCCCGUCACCCUGCAGGUGCCCGGCCUGCAGCGGCUGCAGACGUCGGGCCUCCCCACCGAGGUGCUCUGCCUGCUCAACAUGGUGAUGCCGGAGGAGCUGGUGGACGACGACGACUACGAGGAGAUCCUGGAGGACAUCCGGGAGGAGUGCUGCAAGUACGGCAGCGUGCGCUCCAUCGAGAUCCCCCGACCCGUGGACGGCGUGGACGUCCCCGGCUGUGGGAAGAUCUUCGUGGAGUACGUUUCCGCGGCCGACUGUCAGAAAGCCAUGCAGGCGCUGACCGGCCGCAAGUUCGCCAACCGGGUAGUGGUGACCAAGUACUACGACCCGGACCUGUACCACCGACACGAGUUCUGACGCCACCAAGUACUACGACCCGGACCUGUACCACCGACACGAGUUCUGACGCCACCAAGUACUACGACCCGGACCUGUACCACAGACACGAGUUCUGACGCCACCAAGUA
Molecule: messenger RNA, 1574 nt
Organism: Cololabis saira (Pacific saury)
Lineage: Eukaryota; Metazoa; Chordata; Actinopteri; Beloniformes; Belonidae
Product: splicing factor U2AF 65 kDa subunit-like
Exons: 10
Coding region: 85-1464 (459 amino acids)
Biological process (GO): mRNA processing
Cellular component (GO): commitment complex; U2AF complex; nuclear speck
Molecular function (GO): pre-mRNA 3'-splice site binding; poly-pyrimidine tract binding
Source: RefSeq, a predicted model, not a curated record